GAUUUUUUUUUUUUUUUUCCUUCUAUGAAUAUCACCGCAGAUCUUAGCAUUUGAACAUGGUUUGGUUUGAGAUUUAGCUUCAUUCUGUGCAGAAAUAAGAAUGGCGAGAGAGAAAAUUCAGAUUAAAAAGAUCGAUAACCCGACGGCGAGGCAGGUUACUUUCUCGAAAAGGAGAGGGCUACCUCAGGCUUCGGAAACUCCUGCGACAACCCUUCUUGCCGGACGAAUCUCCAAAUAAACAGUCCCAUCCUAACGAUCCUGCAAUCAGGUUCAGGAGAGAAAUAGCAUGCUAUUGCCAAAGUUGAAGUAGAAACUGAAGUGACAUUACUAUGGCCCAACUCCUACUUGCAUGUAUGCCAAAGUUUAACCUGAGAUCCCUGUAUGGAUGUGGCACAUUGCUAUCUAGAUGGCAAUGCUGAUGCAGUUGAGUUUUGCCCACAUCACUCCUUCAACCAUCUUCUAGCUGCUUCAACAUACACAUUGCAAGAGGGUGUUCAGCCCAGUCGGUCAGGAAGCAUAUCCCUUUUCUCUGUCGAUGCCAAUGUUGGCAGUCUUGACAUGCUUCAUCGUGUAGAAACUGCUGGCAUCUUUGACAUAAAAUGGAGCCCCAUCAAAAUUGGUGCAGGUCCCCUGUUAGCGCAAGCUGAUGCUGAUGGUUACCUGAGACUUCAUGGUUUGGAACACAGUUUGGAUGGACCAGAAGCUAGAGGGCAUGUUCUGAAAGAAGUUGGUGGAGAAAAUGUUAGUUCUUCAAUGUGCCUGUGCCUAGACUGGAAUGCAUCAGCCUCAUCUAUCUCCCUUGGGAUUUCGGAUGGUUCCAUCUCAGUGGUCACCCUUGGAGAGGCCCAACUACAGAAACAACAAGCUUGGCAGGCGCAUGAAUUUGAGGUCUGGGCUACAUCUUUCGAUAUCUACCAACCACAAUUGCUGUACUCUGGCUCAGAUGACUGUAAAUUCUGUUGUUGGGAUCUGCGGGAGAACCCUUCAAAGUUGGUAUUUCAAAAUAGCAGCAUUCAUAAGAUGGGUGUUUGUUGCAUUGCAAACAGUUCCAGGGAUUGUAAUACACUGCUCACCGGGAGCUAUGAUGAGUACCUUAGGGUAUGGGAUUUAAGAUCAAUAUCCAAGCCUCUAAAUGAGAAUGCAAUUUGUUUAGGAGGAGGAGUUUGGAGAAUAAAGCAACACCCUUCAGUUUCAGACUUGAUAUUGGCUGCAUGUAUGCACAAUGGAUUUGCAAUUGUGAAAGUAAGAGGGGAAUCCGCCGAAUUGGUGGAGACCUAUGUCAAGCAUGAUUCUCUGGCAUACGGAGCAGAUUGGCAAUGCGGAGGAUCAUGUGAUGGAAGUGGAAGAAGAAUAUGGUCCUCCACGGUGGCUACUUGCUCAUUUUAUGAUCGCCUUCUUCGAAUUUGGCUGCCCGAAACUCAGAUGGCUACAUGACUUAAAAUGCACGCUGUUCCUUAAUUUAUCUUUGGUAGGGUGUGCCUGGUCAUUUUCUGGAACUUUACCCAUUUCUCAUUAGGUAUGUUUUGUUAGGAGCUCAGUCAUUUUUACUUAUAUUGUAAUUGAACUCAGCGAAAGAAUAUUGACCUGUGCCAUGUUAGGCAAUUGAUUAUACAACCAAUAUAGUCUAAUUGGGAUGAGCUUAA
This is a messenger RNA of Macadamia integrifolia, 1643 nucleotides long. RefSeq names its product diphthine methyltransferase. Gene Ontology annotation, molecular function: protein binding. The transcript is spliced from 4 exons. The record is from RefSeq and is a predicted model, not a curated record. The coding region runs from base 382 to 1434 and encodes 350 amino acids. NCBI's taxonomy places the organism in Eukaryota, Viridiplantae, Streptophyta, Magnoliopsida, Proteales, Proteaceae.